Molecule: messenger RNA, 192 nt
Organism: Epithele typhae
Lineage: Eukaryota; Fungi; Basidiomycota; Agaricomycetes; Polyporales; Epitheliaceae
Exons: 5
Coding region: 1-192 (63 amino acids)
Cellular component (GO): membrane
Source: RefSeq, a predicted model, not a curated record
AUGGCCAAGGUUUCGUCCACAAGUGACGUCAUCCUCUACUUCCUUGCCAUCUUCAUUCCACCAGCUGCCGUCUUCUUCAAGCGCGGCCUGAAGGCAGACUUUUGGAUCAACAUCCUUCUAUGGAUCUUGGGUUGGAUCCCGGGCGUGCUCCACGCUUGGUACAUCAUCUCGAAGAGUGAAGGCGCAAUGUGA